This is a messenger RNA of Colletotrichum navitas, 1339 nucleotides long. RefSeq lists its product as uncharacterized. Gene Ontology annotation, biological process: glutamate metabolic process. The record is from RefSeq and is a predicted model, not a curated record. The transcript has a single exon. Gene Ontology annotation, molecular function: D-glutamate cyclase activity. The coding region runs from base 257 to 1150 and encodes 297 amino acids. NCBI's taxonomy places the organism in Eukaryota, Fungi, Ascomycota, Sordariomycetes, Glomerellales, Glomerellaceae.
CAGGCUGGGUGCUGUGGACAAUCUUAUAGCCGUUCCUGGUCCCUUGACCCGACGUCCCGUUCGAGAACCUCAAAAAGAUACACCACUUUCAUCUGUGUUAUAGACCCUAAACUCGUGACUCAGUAUCCCCUAACUUCAUUCUGACUCCUGGAACCGACUUAGGCUAGAUAAUACCUAUCGACGUGCGCUAUCAGACGUAGUAGUGUAUUACUACACAAUCCGCAACUUAUCAAGCUCAAUUCUGCGCGACCAAGACAUGACGGUCAUCUACAAGACUGGCGAAGACGCCCGCCUGGCCUUUCGGUCCGGCACCUUCACCUCGACGACGUCCGGCCAGGCCCCCACAUACCUCCAAGCGAACCUCAUCAUCCUCCCGCAGCGGUACGCCGACGACUUCCGGCUGCUCUGCCAGCGGAACCCCGUGCCGUGCCCGCUGCUCGCCGAGUCGGCGAGCCCCGGCGACUACAAGCGGCUCAAGUCCCAUGUCCGCAGCCACGACGGCAGCAAGGUCCUGCCGGUGGCCGACAACAUCGACCUGCGGCACGACUUCCCUCGUUUCCGGGUCUACGAGGACAGCAGACACGUCCCGGUCGACGGCGUCCCAGAGCCGGUCGACGUCGCGGACAAGUGGCUGGACGGCGACCACGUGGGGUUCCUCAUCGGGUGCUCGUUCAGCUUCGAGAGGGCCCUCUGCGAGGCCGGGCUCGCGCCGCGGCACCAGCUGCACAACCGCUCGGUGGCCAUCUACCGGACCAACAUCCCGCUGUGCGCCGCGGGCGUCUUCUCGGGGGCCACGUACGUCGUCUCGAUGAGGCCGUACAGGCCCUCGGAGAUCGAGAGGGUGCGCGACGUCACGAGGCCCUUCGUCGCGACCCACGGCGAGCCCGUGGCGUGGGGCUGGGACGGCGCCGAGAGGAUCGGCAUCGAGGACAUCACGAAGCCGGACUGGGGCGACGUGACGCUGCAGCUCGACGGGAAGGGCGUGUUCGGGCCGGACGACGACGAGUACGUGCCGGUGUUUUGGGGCUGCGGCGUCACGCCGCAGGAGGCUGUGAUGCGGGCCGGUCUCAAGGGGACGGUGAUGGGGCAUGCGCCCGGGCACAUGACGGUGUUGGAUGUGAGAGAGGAGGAGAUCUUUCCCGUUUCGUAAAUCGUAACCCGAAGACUUGAUGACGGGAAGAGGCAUCGGAAGGGGGGAAAGUGGGUUUCGGGUAGAGAUAUAAUGGAGUCGAUCUAGGAUUAUUCCCGAAUAGCAAAUGUUUCUACCAAUCCAAGAUGUACUUCAAAAAGGAUCUCCCAAGAUCAUCGCCGAGAAACAAGUAGCCCUUAACAUCUCAGU